Messenger RNA from Amaranthus tricolor (Joseph's coat), 318 nucleotides. RefSeq lists its product as uncharacterized. The record is from RefSeq and is a predicted model, not a curated record. Gene Ontology annotation, cellular component: nucleus. The coding region runs from base 1 to 318 and encodes 105 amino acids. The transcript has a single exon. NCBI's taxonomy places the organism in Eukaryota, Viridiplantae, Streptophyta, Magnoliopsida, Caryophyllales, Amaranthaceae. Gene Ontology annotation, biological process: chromatin remodeling.
AUGCUAGUUAGGUUAGUAGUGGGAGAAGAUGUCAUAUCGAUCAUUAGUGCAUAUGAGCCGCAAGUUGGGCUAGAUAAGGAAAUCAAACGUGAGUUAUGGGAUAACCUGGGUGACCUAGAUACCAUCCCUUCCGAUAAAAAAUUUUUUGUAGGUGGAGACUUUAAUGGACACAUAGAUAAGGAGGCAGUUAACUAUAACUCAGUUUAUAGUGAGUUUGGUUAUGGCGUAAGGAACGAGAGUGGUGAGAUCUUGCUUGAGUUUGCGUUAGCAAAGAAGGAUGAGCACUUGAUUUCGUACAAGAAGGAUGACCCAAAUUGA